UGUGCCGCCUGGCUCACACCACCAUGGGACAGAGCUGCUCCUUCCUCCUGCUCCUCUUCCUCCUGGCCCUGUGGCCCAGGGCCACCGUGUCAUUCCUGCGGCACCGCUACACCUGCGGAGAGCUGGGAAUGCAGCUCCUGGUAUUCCCGUCCCACGGUCGCUCCGUCCGCUUCAAGGUCCUGGACGAGUUCGGGACCCGCUUUGACGUGGCCAACUGCUCCAUCUGCCUCCACCGGCUCAACUCCAGGGAGGAUGGAUCUGUUGUCUUCUUCUCCGGAUACAAGGGCUGCCACGUCCUGCUCCAGGAGAACCGCUACGUCCUGAGGGUGCAGCUGGAGGAGCUGCUUCCCAGCGGGAUCCUGCUCACCUCCUCUGAGGUCAACAUCACCUGCCCGAAGCCGGGUGGCUACGAGACGCUCCCGGAUGGCAUCCCGGAGCGGGGCCGGGAUAGCGGAAUCCUGGUCUCCCACGCUGGUCUCCAGCACCAUGUCUCCCAGUCCUCCCUCACCCUGGCAGGAUCCCAGCUCUCAUCCCACAUCCACUCGGAGCAGCUCGUGGCACAGAAUGAGCCCAGCUUGGUGCUUCCCGGGAUUCCGCCCCAGUCCAACCCAGUUCGCCCAGGGCUUCCAUCUGAGUCUACUGGGAUUCGUCCCAUCUCCAAUAUCCAGGGGGGCUUCAACCGCCCAGGAGUGCAGCUGCCCCACCACCCUGGGGGUCAGACUCAGCCAGGGCUUGGCCCAGGGCUUGUAUCCCAAAAUCCUCCCAGUUGGAGGCAUCCCGGGGGUCAAGCUUGGCCAGGCCUUCGCCCGGAGUUUGUAUCCCAAAACUCUCCCAGUUUGGUGAAUUCUGGGAGUCAGGCCCAGCCAGGGCUUCGCCCAGGGCUGGUAUCCCAAAACUCUCCCAGUUCAGUGAAUCUCGGGAGUCAGACUCAACCAGGGCUUCGCCCAGGGCUUGUAUCCCAAAAUUCUCCCAGUCUGGUGCAUCCCGGGAGUCAGACCCCAUCAGGCCUUCGCCCAGGGCUUGUAUCCCAAAAUUCUCCCAGUUCAGUGUAUUCUGGGAGUCAAAAUCAACCAGGCCUUCGUCCAGGGUUUGUAUUCCAAAAUCCUCCCAGUCAGGUGCUUUCUGGGAGUCAGACCCAGCCAGGGCCUCGCCCAGGGUCUGCAUCCCAAAACUCACCUGGCUUGACCCCUGCUGGUGCUCACCCUCCAGCAGGAUUCCUGCGCCCAGGAUCUCAGCUCCCAAACCAGCCAGGAAUGGCCCAGCCCAGUUUUCUCUCCAGCUCCCAAACUGGGCUCCCGAGCCACACUGGGCUGGUCCCUCCCGGCCAUCCCAGUCCGGCUUUAGUGCGCCCGGGACUCUCAUCCUGGCCGGGUUUGAUCAGCUCUGGACUCCAGCCUGGAUUGCUGCAUCCCGGGAUCCACAAUCCGCUCCAGCCCACGGCACUCUUCUACCCUUCGGGAGGGGCAGGAACGCAGCUGACACGGGAGCAGUGCCAGGUGCCGGUGGGCCGGAUGCCGUGCGUGGCUCCGCAGGGACGGGAUGGGUGCGUCCAGGCGGGAUGCUGCUACGACGACACGGAUCGUGCCACGCCCUGCUACUACGGGAACACGGCCACCGUGCAGUGCCUGCGGGAGGGGCAGUUUAUCCUGGUGGUGCCGCGGGGAAUGGCCGUGCAGCCCUACAACCUGGACAGCGUCCGGCUGGCCGGGAGCCAGGCGGGAUGUGAGCCCUUCCGCGUCACCGAGAGCUCCGUCAUGUUCCGCUUCCCGGUCACGCACUGCGGGACCACUGUGCAGGUGAUCGAGGACCGGCUGAUCUACGAGAACCAGUUGAUCUCCACCAUCGAUGUCCAGGGAUCCUCCCGUGGCUUCGUCACCCGGGACAGCGUCUACAUUCUCCAAGCUCGGUGCAUCUACAACGCCAGCGACCUCCUUCCCUUGGGAAUGGAGGUGGCUUGCCCCCCCACGGCCGCUCCGUUGGCAAUGCCAGGACCUCUGGGGCUCCAGCUUCGGAUUGCCACUGAUGAAUCCUACAGCUCCUACCACCCUGUGGGCGACUUCCCCUUGGUGAGGGUGCUCCGGGACCCCAUUUUCGUGGAAGUCCGGCUGCUCCAGAAGACGGAUCCCAACCUGGUGCUGGUGCUCCACCAGUGCUGGGCCUCUCCCGGCUCCAGCGUCGCUUCCCAGCCCCAGUGGCCCAUCCUGGUGGACGGGUGUCCCUUCCAGGGGGAUAAUUACCGGACACGGAUGGUGCCAGUGGGUCCGGCCUCUCCGGAGCUGCCGUUCCCAAGCCACUACCAGCGGUUUGUCAUCUCCACCUUCACCUUUGUGGAGCCUCCCGGGAUGGCCGUGAUGGAGGGAGAGGUGUACAUUUCCUGCAGUGCCUCCGUGUGCCACCUGGCCCAGCCAGAGCCGUGCCGCCCCUCCUGCCAGCUGGGAGCAACCUCACGAGCGCGUCGGUCUCCGGGGAACAGCAGGACGGGCGAUGGAAUGGGAACAGUCACAUCCCAGGGAUGCCUUGUCUUUCCCAAGGUUUCCAAGAGAGGGUGAGGAGCUCCUGCCUCCACACAACACCACUGGAUUUCUCUGGGAAAGCUGGAAAAAUAAACCAGUGCAAAUCACAGCUCUAGAGAUGGUUUAUCCUGGGAGUGGGAGGAAAGUGGAUCCUUUAUCCCUGUUCCCAAGCUG
Molecule: messenger RNA, 2687 nt
Organism: Neopelma chrysocephalum (saffron-crested tyrant-manakin)
Lineage: Eukaryota; Metazoa; Chordata; Aves; Passeriformes; Pipridae
Gene: ZP1
Product: zona pellucida glycoprotein 1
Biological process (GO): binding of sperm to zona pellucida; prevention of polyspermy
Cellular component (GO): egg coat
Molecular function (GO): acrosin binding; structural constituent of egg coat
Source: RefSeq, a predicted model, not a curated record